GGGUUGGCACAGCUUGGCAGUUCGAGAUUGACAAGCAUUGCUGGAAUCGGUCCGUCACCAUCUGUGGCACCUCCGGAAAUAUAACUUGCUGACCAUUGCCACGUUUCUGGCUGCAGACAACCUGCCACAAAAGAAGUAGCCACCAUGUCCAGCGCCAUGAAGGCCCCGCGACACAUCCAGGACUUCUCUGUCGACUCGGAGCUCGAGUACCACUGGGGCUACGCCUCCCGCCAGGUCCCGUGUCUCAACGACGCGGGGUCGUGUGCGUAUCUCGAUGCUGUCUACCAUGAGCACGACCUGGGGAUGAUGUAUACCUUUAUUCUCUGGGCCGUCAUUUGUGGUUUGUUGUUUCUCUGGGUUCUGGGGCGGAAGCUCUUGCCUCUCGCCAGAAUCUCGACACCGUCCAAGGAGCAGCUGCUAGAAGACUCCCGGCCCAAGCAGAAUUCGUUCUAUCGUUUCGGUACUGCUGCCAAAGCCUUUGGCCGUCGCCAUCUGCUCCCGGAGAGCUUGACUGGCUUCUUUGGUCACACUACGCGACUGCAGAUUGGCAUUCUCACCAUCAUUAUUGCCUACCUGACCAUCUUCACAUUUGUGGGGAUUACGUACAAGAAAUGGGUCACCCCAGUCAAAAAUAGCCCUGGUGUAUACAACACGCGAACUGGGCUGGGUCCGUGGUCAGACCGUAUCGGUAUCCUCGCCUUCGCUCUCACGCCCCUCUCUGUCCUCCUCUCCAGUCGAGAAUCACUGCUCUCCAUGAUUACCGGCAUCCCGUACCACCAUUUCAUGUUCCUGCACCGCUGGAUCGGCUGGAUCAUCUUCAUCCAAUCCGCCCUCCACACCCUCGGCUGGACCAUCGUCGAAGCACGCCUCUACCAGCCCCAACCCGCUGUCUGGAACGAGUGGGUGGCUCAGGUGUACAUCAUCUGGGGAAUCGUCGCCAUGAUCCUGCUUUCGAUUAUGGUUACAUUCAGCACACAGUGGGGUAUCCGACUGACCGGCUACGAGUUCUUCCGCAAGUCACACUAUGUCCUCGCCAUGGUCUACAUUGGUGCCUGCUGGGGCCACUGGGUACAGCUCUACUGCUGGAUGAUCGCAUCUCUCCUCGUCUGGUUCUUUGACCGCGGCGUGCGUCUCGUCCGUACAUUCGCCCUCCACCACUUCAACACCCCAAACACAACAUCCGCUUUAGGCCUCCACGUCCCCGAGGCCCGCAUGACCCUCUUCGAACGCAGCCAUGACGGCGACGUCGUCCGUCUCGACUUUGAGCACAACCACGACGAAUGGAAGAUUGGCCAGCACUUUUUCCUCUGCUUUCCCGACCUCACCCUGUGGCAGAGCCACCCAAUGACCCCACUCGGCGUCCCGGGACAGAACCCGCGCGGCCAAAACCACACGUACAUCAUCCGGACUCGCAAGGGCAUCACCAAGCAGCUUGCAGACAUUGCCCGAAACGCCCAGCUCAGUGCGGCGUCACCCAUUCCUGCACCAACGACGUCCGUCGUCCUCUCUGGUCCCUACGGCCAGUCGAUCCUGAGCGACGACUUUUACCGCGAGGAUGAUGUCAACGUCAUGUGCAUUGCCGGCGGGACCGGGGUCACAUUCGUCCUCCCCGUUCUCCUCGCCCUCACUCGCAGCCCACGCCGCGGAAACCUCGAGUUUGUCUGGGCCAUCCGCCGAAAGGAUGACCUGAAGUGGAUUGAGCCGGAGCUGCAGACCCUCCGCAGAGCCGCAGCAGCAGCAUCAAACUUCCGCAUUCGCAUCUUCGUCACCCGCGGGACGCACGAUAACCCAACACCCACAGCAACAACAGCUACGAACCCCGAAUACGAGUCAAAAGAAGCCGCAGUGCAAAACGCUCACCCGUCCUCCAUCUCCUCCUCUUCCUCAACAGAAAUGAAGCAAGACACCUUCUCUGUCCACGAGCCCUCCUCCUCCGCCUCAUUGAGCAGCGGAAACACAAAACACCCCGACCUUGCGACGCAGCUCACGGAAUUCAUCUCACGGACUGUAUCGGGUCCUACGCGCGUCGUUGCGAGUGGGCCCUUGUCUAUGAUUCGCGAUCUGCGGAGCGCCGUUGCGCAGUGUAAUGAUGCGGGUCGGGUGUGGAAGGGCGAGGAGCGGUUUGAUGUGCAGCUGGUGCAUGAUGAUCGGUUGGAGUAUUGAGCUGGCUCAUGAGUGAUAUGAUACCCUGGUUUUGUUAGUUUUGUUCUGGUAUAGAUGAAUAUUAUUAUAUAUACCCUUUUGGUCAAUGGAUGUUUGAUCUCGUUAAUUUUUACACUCGAUUUGUCCCUCACAGAGCUAAUGACUUGUG
This is a messenger RNA of Aspergillus calidoustus, 2311 nucleotides long. NCBI's taxonomy places the organism in Eukaryota, Fungi, Ascomycota, Eurotiomycetes, Eurotiales, Aspergillaceae. The record is from the annotation of a GenBank genome assembly.